UUUGUGGAGGGCGCUGGUUUUGUCAGAGGAAGCUGCAACGUUCGUAAAGUCACUGAGAUACGCAAAAUGAAGGGUCUUGUGCUGAGCAUCUUUGUCUUCUGUGCAGUUCUUGCAACUGCUUACAGCCUCAAGUGCUACGUUUGUACCGGAACCGAAGAGCAAUGUAGCAAGAGCAAACUGGAAGCAAAUAAGGCCAGCAGAUCGGUAGACUGCUCAGGCGGCGAAUGUAUAAGGUUCUGGGGCAAAAAAGACGACGUAACUCUAGUGAUUAACUCUUGUGGAGGUAGCAGUACCUGUGCUAAAACAAAAGAGGCUUGUGACCAGGUCAAAGACGGGAAAUGCGCAGUCGGCUGCUGUGACUCCGACUACUGUAACGCGGGCUCUUCAUAUUCUUCCAGUGUGAUCCUGAUAACCGUUACCUCUGCCUUGGGUCUGGCACUACUGAAGUAGGCUGGUAAAGGAGAAGGAACCCUGGCACGUUGAUAUACGUAGC
This is a messenger RNA of Pocillopora damicornis (cauliflower coral), 493 nucleotides long. RefSeq lists its product as uncharacterized. Lineage: Eukaryota; Metazoa; Cnidaria; Anthozoa; Scleractinia; Pocilloporidae. The record is from RefSeq and is a predicted model, not a curated record.